Messenger RNA from Oncorhynchus nerka (sockeye salmon), 3122 nucleotides. RefSeq names its product toll-like receptor 3 (gene tlr3). NCBI's taxonomy places the organism in Eukaryota, Metazoa, Chordata, Actinopteri, Salmoniformes, Salmonidae. Gene Ontology annotation, cellular component: plasma membrane. The coding region runs from base 287 to 3028 and encodes 913 amino acids. The record is from RefSeq and is a predicted model, not a curated record. Gene Ontology annotation, molecular function: protein binding; transmembrane signaling receptor activity. The transcript is spliced from 5 exons. Gene Ontology annotation, biological process: inflammatory response; immune response; toll-like receptor signaling pathway.
UGCCAGUUUCGUUUUUGAAGAAAUUGAAAAUUGUCUGUGGGCCAGCACGUAGUCUGACGGAACAACGCACUGCUACAGAUAUGCGGAUCCGUGUCAUUUCACUUCCACAACACUCUGCAGCCACCCACACGGCAGCUGUUCAUGUCUCAAAGCCUUCUAUGCUUCCUCGUGUUUUACCGUGUAUAUAACUGCAACUUUUACGUUCAAAAUGACUGACGAGCAACACUCUCCGUCUCAAUAAACGACAUCUGUUUUUCCUGAAACGCUGUUAAAACCAUCUGAAGCCAUGAAUUGGCCAGAUAUAAUCCUCAUUCUAUUGGCUGUCAAUCUGGGUGACAUCAUCACUGGCCCUACCCUAUGCCAUGCCUCUCAAAAGCGUCAGAAAUCCGAAUGCCAGGUGCGAAACGGCUGGGCGGACUGCAGACACCUCCGCCUCAAGGAGAUCCCUCCCAACCUGCCCUGGAAUAUCACCGGCCUGGAUGUCUCCCACAACCGGCUGAUGGAGCUACCCCCAGCAUCGCUGGCCACUUACCCUGGGCUUGUGCACCUGGACGUGGGCUUCAACAGCCUCACCAAGCUGGAGGACAGCCUGUGUCAGACCCUGGGCCUGCUGAGGACACUGACCGUACAGCACAAUGAGGUACAUCGGCUGACGGAGAAGGACCUGAGCAACUGCACCAAUCUGACAGAGCUUAACCUGGCUGGCAACAGGUUGAAGCUACAUGGAGAGCCCUUUGCUGCCUUACAGAGUCUAACACUGCUGGACGUGUCCAAAAAUGACCUGAAGACAGCCAGCUUGGGCACCCACCUUCAGCUUCCAAGCCUGGUGACUCUCAUCUUGUCUAACAACAGCAUAUCAACCUUCAAAAAGGAUGACUUCUAUUUUCUCAGUAAUUCCUCAUCCCUACGAGUCCUCCACCUGUCGAAUCUAAUAACUCUAGCAAAGUUUGAGCCUGAUUGCUUGAAGCCCAUUGCAAGCAUAUAUGAGUUAGUCAUGACUGGGAGCAAACUUGGCCCUUCACUCACGUCUAAACUCUGCACAGAGCUUUCUGGGACAGCGAUCCGCAGCCUCUCCCUCCAGAAGACACAGCUAGUUACACUAGACAACACCACCUUCAAAGGCCUGGGGAAGACCCACCUCACUACUUUGGAUCUAUCCCACAACAGCAUAGCUAAGAUCGGGGAUGGUUCUUUCCAGUGGCUGUCCAUGCUGGAAGUUCUUUCUCUGGAGCACAACAACCUCAAGCGCCUGACUAAGAACACUUUCAAUGGGCUGGGGAAUCUGACACUGCUCAACCUGAAUAUGGCGCUGGUGAAGAGUCACACUUCUUCUUACCCUAUUAUCGACGACUUCUCCUUCCAGCCACUAGGGGCACUGGAGAGCCUGAGCAUGGAGAAUACUGCCUUUCGAAACAUUUCGGUGCACACCUUUGCGGGUUUGACGAGUCUCCGCCAACUCCACCUGAGUGGGACCAGCUGCAUGUCGCUCAAAAUCAUCACCAACCAGACCUUUGUGUCCCUCGCAGGUUCACCACUUCUUAUGCUAAAGCUUACAAGCACAGCAAUCUCCCGUCUAGACCCUGGAGCCUUCUCCAGCCUGGGCAAUCUCACCACCCUUCUGCUGGGCAACAACUCCAUCUCCCAGACCCUGACGGGGAAAGAGUUCCAGGGUUUGGGCCAGCUACAGGAGAUCUACCUCUCUAACGGCAACCAGAAGCUCAUCCUCAGCCCUAUGUCGUUCGUCCAUGUGCCCGCUCUCAGGACUCUGAUGCUGGGGAGAGCUCUGACCAGCCCCCUGCGUAUGAAUACCUCUCCGUUCAAGCCUCUGUCCAACCUCACCAUCCUGGACCUCAGCAACAACAACAUCGCCAACAUAAAUAUUGAUUUUCUUGAUGGACUAGAGAAUCUGAAGGUGCUGAAGCUUCAGCACAACAACUUGGCCCGGCUGUGGAAGAGUGCUAACCCGGGUGGGCCGGUGCUGUUUCUUAGGGGGCUCCGCAGCCUUGUUGCCCUGGAGAUGGACUUCAACGGUCUGGAUGAGAUCCCCGAUGAGGCCCUUCAUGGAUUAACCAACCUUCAAGAGCUCAGCCUCAGUGGGAACAUCCUGAACCAACUCAGGGACUCAGUCUUCAACGACUUGGGGUCGCUCCGGGUGCUUCGGCUCCAGAAGAACCUAAUCACGUCGGUGAGGAAGGAAGUGUUUAGGCCGGCUUUGGCCAACCUCAGCCAGCUGGCCAUGGAGAAGAACCCGUUCGACUGCACCUGCGAGAGCAUCCUGUGGUUUGUGGCGUGGCUGAACGGAACAAACGCCAGUGUGCCGGGCCUCAGGGAUGAGUAUGUGUGCAACACGCCGCAAGCCUACUACAACCACUCGAUCAUGGAGUUUGACAGGCUCUCCUGCCUGGACAUGACACCAUUCCAGGCGCUCUAUGUGCUCACCAGCACUGCGGUCCUGACUUUAAUGGUGACCUCACUCCUAGUGCGCUUCCAGGGUUGGAGGAUUCAGUUCUAUUGGAACGUUCUGAUCAACCGUACGCUCGGAUUGAGCGAUGCCAGUUCCGGGGAGGGGAGAAAGUUCAACUACGACGCGUACGUCAUUCAUGCUGCAAAGGAUAAAACCUGGGUGGAACGAAGCUUGCUCCCUCUAGAGGACGAACAGGGGUAUACAUUUUAUCUGCAGGAUCGAGAUGCAGUGCCAGGUGAUUCGCGACUGGAGUCCAUUGUGGAGAAUAUGAGAAGGUCCAGGAAAAUACUAUUUGUGGUCACCGAAACUCUUCUCGAAGACCCCAUGUGUCGACAGUUCAUGGCCCACCACGCCCUGCACCAGGUGAUCGAGGACAGCCGGGACUCGGUGGUGCUGGUCUUCCUGGAGGACGUGCAGGACUACAGGUUGUCCCGCUGUCUGCUCCUGCGCAGGGGCAUGCUUCGUCCACAAUGCCUCCUCAACUGGCCCCUGCAGAGGGAGAGGGUGCCCGCCUUCCACCAGAGGCUCCGCAUCGCCCUGGGCACCACCAACCGAGUGCAGUAACUUUCUCCAUGCCAUUAUGCUUAGAAGUGUACUGACAAUUUUACUUCAGCCAAAUCAAAUAUAUUGGUCGCGUUCUCAUUUUCCAGAUGUUAUC